Dentiscutata erythropus is the source of this 178-nucleotide messenger RNA. NCBI's taxonomy places the organism in Eukaryota, Fungi, Glomeromycota, Glomeromycetes, Diversisporales, Gigasporaceae. The record is from the annotation of a GenBank genome assembly.
UUGCUGAGAAUGCACUUAAAAAGAAGCCAAAUCAAGAAAAUGCUUAUAAUGUCUUUGGCAAUUUUCGAAUGAGCACGAAUAAAGGAAUCUGUUCGAAAGCCAAUUUUUUCUUAGGACACUGCUAUGAAAAUGGGUUUGGAUGUAAAUCAAAUAAGGAACCUGCUUUAUUUCAUUUAGG